Molecule: messenger RNA, 651 nt
Organism: Emiliania huxleyi CCMP1516
Lineage: Eukaryota; Haptophyta; Isochrysidales; Noelaerhabdaceae
Exons: 3
Coding region: 1-651 (216 amino acids)
Cellular component (GO): membrane
Source: RefSeq, a predicted model, not a curated record
AUGAGCUCACUGAAGGUGCAGCUCACGCAGGCCGCCGCGCCGUCGCCGCCGAGCAUCAGCUUCGUCGAGCGUUACAAGGUCGCAGUCGAGGCACGCAUCAACCUGAAGCACGUGGUUGCCAAGCUUCUGAUCGUCGCGACCUUUGUCGAGGACGCGCUGCGCGUGCUCUUUACCUUUGGGGUACAGCAGCAGUCGAUGGAGAUCGCCGGGUGGACCUCUCCCGCGCUGCACACGCUGUUGCCGCUGCUGUCGCUCGCCGUGCAGUCGUGCGGCGCGCUGCUCGUGCUGGCGUCUUCGGGCGUGGGCGGAGAGGUGGGCUGCUACCUGCUGCUCGGCUGGUGCGUGUGGCACCCCUUCAUGUACGGCCAGGCCGGCAACCGCGAGUUUGUGCUCGAGACGGCGACCAUCUCCGGCGGGCUGCUGAUCCUGCUGUCGCACCUGCUGCUGCUGCGAACAAAGGCGCCGCUGCUGGGCGGGGUGUCGGCGGCGGCGGCGCAGGAGCAGAAGGACCGGACGGCGACGGCGCACCGCAUCCAGGCGGUUGGCCGCGUCCUUGUCGUCUCCUUCUUCCUCUACGUCGCCGCGACAAAGACACACGCGUGGGGACGGGCCGGGCGUGUGGGGGUGGGGCACGAGGACGGCGCGAGCUAG